Aspergillus ibericus CBS 121593 is the source of this 5589-nucleotide messenger RNA. RefSeq names its product involucrin repeat protein (gene lah). Lineage: Eukaryota; Fungi; Ascomycota; Eurotiomycetes; Eurotiales; Aspergillaceae. The transcript is spliced from 2 exons. The coding region runs from base 1 to 5439 and encodes 1812 amino acids. The record is from RefSeq and is a predicted model, not a curated record.
AUGUUCAAAGCUCUCCUGGGCGGGGGUCGCUCAUCCUCCGAUGUCCGCAGCUCCUCCAGCUCCAAGAGCAGUAGCCGGCGCAGAACCGACUCGAAGUCUUCGACAGUGAGCCGCAAGUCCUCACGGGGUGACGACCGUGAUCGUGGCUUGGGUGACCUGUCGACCUACCGAUCCUCGAGCAGUCGGAGCAAACGUUAUGCGCCGAGUCUAGCGGGAGAGUCCGUCGCUUCGAGCUACGCGACGGCAGACCAGGGCCCCGUUGAGCCGGAUCGCUACGUGAUCGAACGCGCGCCGAGACGCCAGGACUCUGACGACACCAUCCGUGGCGAUCGAUACCGAGACAAUGGCGAUGAAGAGGGGAAAACCUCCCGCCGGCGCGAGCGAGUGCGAUCGCCGAGCCGGGAGCGUGAGCGGACCAGGACAGAUCGCAACGAUCGCGCCGGCGACACCAUAUCGCGCGACCGUGAUGGCGAUCGGCCAGAACGAAAACGUACUCAGUCGGGCGAUAUGUACUCACCACCGGUGUCUGUGGUCACUAACGGAACGCCAACCACUUCAUUGCCCAGCCCACCACAUGCGACCGCAUUCUACGAUCCUCAUAUACCGCAACAGUUUCCUGGCCAGUUCCCGACAUAUGUUGCCGAACCCUACCGACCCCCGCACCCGGCAGGUGAAGCAGCCGAAUACUAUGGCGACCAGGGACAGUCGGUUCAAGACCAGCCAGGCGUCCGGCCUAAACCUCCUUUGGUGACCCCGAGCGACCAAGCGCAUCUGAUGGCAGCGUCUCCAGUAGCAAACCCGCCACCAGAACCUAGUAGCAUGGGGCAGGUCGGCGCCGCAGCAGCCUACUACACGGACGACGCUGAUCUAGGGAUCGAACAAGCUGAACAGCCAUCUUCUGCCUCUGCCUCCAAGCCGCCAAAGCCGGCGAAACCGUCCAAACCAAAACCGCCGAGACCGUCCGUACAGACAGCCGCGAUAUCUGGAUCACCCGCCGCUGCGGUAGCAACAACGGCGGCGGCGGCUGCAGCCACUGAGCUUUCGGAGCACACCAUCUCAGAAUCCCCUUCAACCUAUGUGCCGCCUAGCGCAUCGAGCCCUCAGAAGCCUCCUCAUUCUCAGGGAGUCGGUGCCGCAGUCGGCGCAGCGGCAGUAGGUGCAGCAGCUGGCUACAUGAUGAGUCACCACCAUCAGUCCUCCGUUAGCGUAGACCAUUCUUAUCAAGAGACCGUGCAAAACCACGAAGAGGUCUCUCAGAACAGUCCAGCUUACCCAGAUCCCUCGAUGUACCCACCCCAGCAAACCCCGACAUCAUUUGCAGCGGGACCCGCGGCAGCGGCAGCGGCAGCAGCGGCAGGGUACGCGGCAAGUCCUCUGCACCCUCAUCAUGCUGCCGUCUAUCACGGUGCUCCAUUCCAGUCCGGAGGCUUAGCUUUCCAGCAACGCCAACGGGGUCCUUUGGAUAAGUUUAUCGACUUCUGGCGGGAUCCAGAGGGGGUAGGGAUGUUCGAAGACUACACAGAAACCAUCGGGAUUUGCCAAUAUUGCUUUGAACCCGGCUCGACAUCACGAGACGCACCUCGGAGACACAACCAUAAGCCCCGACGCCGUUCUGCAGAUCGAUACACCAAUGGCUCACGUGUUGAUAAGACAAGCCGCUACACGUCGUCGGAGGAUGAAGGGAGGCGUCGCAAAAGAUCGCCAAGUAAUUCAUGGCUGCCCGGAUUACUUGGUGGGAUUGCGGUCAAGUCGAUAUUCAGUAACAAGGAGUUUGACGAGUCUUAUAGCAUCCGAUCGGGUCGGGUGGCAAGCUCUCGGCAUUCCAUACACGAAAGUGAGGGCGCAUCCACAGCUGGUCGACAAAGCCAAACCUCGCGUGGCGUCUACAGACGAUCCUAUCGGAGCCAGUCUCGAGAACGAACUGAUCACAGCUUUUAUCAUUCGGACUCGAAGCUGAGUAAAUACGAAGAUUCCCGCGUACGCUCUCGCUCGCGGUCCCGGUCAUCAUCCAGAGUCCAGCGACAUGCCGCGCUGAGGGAUGCGGCACUGGGCGCUGCAGUAGGAACAGCGGCCAUGUCAGAAUAUGAAUCCCGCCACCGAAGCAGAAGCCGCAGCCCGUCUCCUAGAAAGGCCAGGGGUAGAAAGACGUCUUCCUCUGAUAGCUCCUUUGUCGACAUCUCAAGACCAGCUCGAAAGACCGUUGGUAGUGGCUUCAGUUCGUUUUUCACUGCAUCAUCGGAAAAUCGUCGGAAGCGACGAACCAAGAGGCGCAAGAGCAUCUUUUCGUUUCAUAACUCUUCGUCGUCAUCCCUCGAUGCGGAUCUGGCGUUUGGGAAUGGUUACACGAAACGCCAGUCAGGUAAGUCUAACAGGAAAGGCAAAAAGAAGGCAGACGAAGAUGUGGAUGCAGCGUUGCUAGGACUAAGCGCAACCGCAACAGCGUUGGUGGCCUCUUCCGAGCGGAGUCGUCGGCGUACCGGGGAGAUCCUUGCCGGCAAGGAAUCUCGAUCCGGUCGAUCAUAUUGUGAGUCGUCUGCUGCCAACGAUGACGGCUGGGAGGACCUAGACUCUGGAGACCAGUCCUCAUCAAGCGUCAACUCUGGUCUUGCAUUUGGAGGUAGUGGGCUUUUCCCUAGCACGGACUCACACUCAUCCGACUCUGGAACGUCGAGGUGGACUUGGGGAUGGGGACGUAAGAAGACCAAGAAGAAGAGGAGGUCUCGCUCACCGGGUAAGCGCUUCCCUGCGGAGGCCGCAAUUGCCGCUGGUCUCGGUACAGCCGCCUUAGCUUCGGCAUACCACCGGGAUUCAAAGGCAUCUGGCCAGGAUGCCGCAAGCAGCACUGGAAGUCUUCAACACGUGGCCCCUAUACCCACCAGUGACCCUUCGCGUUUCGACGCCAUCAAUGUGUCAUCUCUGCCUCCUGCUCAGCCGACAUUAGUCCGGCCAGGACCGAUUCCGCUACAGCAACCUCAACCGGUGACACGGGUUUCACAGUCUGUAUACACCACUCAAGGUGAAUCCAUCCAUGCUUACAGUGCACCUGACGAGCCACCUACUCCCGGAAGUGCUUUCAUGCCUUAUGAAACCCCGUUGCCACAUGCAAGAAGCGACAGAUGGAAUCAGAGAUCUGAGGAAUACGUUGAGCGAAGCGACAUCUCUUCAAGGAUCAACCGUUCACACCGGCGUAGUGACUCCUCUCCCGUCAUCCACACCGAGCCCCUUGAGAGCAUGUCAACGACAAGUGUUAGACGUCGCGCGACGCUGAAAGAUCAAGCCUCCGUUCAGUUCGACUUGACCGAGGAGCAGGCUAACAAGGAACGACGUUCUAAUCAACGGGAAAGCUCACGACGUGAUGGUGAGCGCAGAGAAGGAGUGCAACUUGUAGAUAGAGAGCAAGAGAUGGCGGUUCGGAACGCUGAGCACCAAGCAAGCCGCCAGAGAGAACGCGAAUAUGAGAAGUCAAGGAUGGAGGAAGAAUAUUCUCGGAGAGAGAGAGAUUCCUCAUCCUGGAUUGGUGCCGCUGCCGCAGGCGCUGUGGGUGUUGCUGCUGUCGGUACAAUGCUGUCCGGCAAAUCCUCCAACGAUGAUUCCUCCGAGACUGCCAGUCAACGGCGGCACGAGGAGCGUCGAGAAAAGCGCCGCGCAGAGAGACGCCGCGUCUCGGAGUCCGAGUCUAUCGCAUCGAGUCUUCCGAUGUCUGAAGCUGGGAAACCCGUGGCCGAGGAGCGCUCGCAAGUGGUCCGCCAGCCAGAGGAUGUCAGGCCUCAGCCAUCUCGUCGGCCUCCUCGCACAAAGCCCGCUAAGCCCGUCUACGAGGACUACGCGCGUUUCUUCGCGCCGGAAGAACUACGCUACAGCCCUGAUACUUACGCACGCCGAGAGCCUACGUCGAUGCCCACAAUCAUUGAAGUCGAGCCUACAAAUGAAGCUUCAAUUGUGACGGAAGAGCCGCAUCCUGACUACACUGGCUUACCAUGGCCUGUCCCGGGACUGACACUUACUGAGCCCACACCUCCGCAAAGCUUGAUUGGCUCCGCCAGGGCGUCGCCGAUUAUCUUGAUCCCAGAGCGGCCCAAAGAGGAUGUCACGUUUGAACGACAAACGACCGGCUCGCGCGUGUCCUGGGGCAAGCAUGAGAUGCAUGAAUAUGAAGUCCCCUCGACAUCCUCUGAGCUCGAAUCAGUGGAUCAAGAUACUAGAGGCAUCGAGCACGGAGACGUUGAGCAUAUCACUGCACGCGAUGUCCAAGAGUACCCGGCUGGCUCCUCUACUGACCCUUCACCUAAGGAUGUACCGAGCAUUGUGGGAGCGGAUAUUGAGUUUGCAGCUGCACUUGCUGCUGCAACUGCAGCUGCAGGCUUUGACCCCUCCCUUGUGACAGAUGACCCCACCUACCAUACAAGGAGCUCUCCCAUGUCGAAGUCUAAGGUGGAGUUUGUUUCGCCCUGGGAUGAAAUGCCCGUCUCGCGCACGGUACCUCAUGGAUUUGUCGAAGGUGAAGUGGAAACACCGGAUAAUGAAAGAGCACCGGUAACGCUGGACCACCGCAUUGAGGAUAGCCCCCUCUUUGCUGAACCUGAGCCUCUGUCUGGUGGCGAGAUCAUAACACCAGCCCCACAGUCAAUCGCGCAAGCGGUUAUCGAGCACCUCAAUCGUCCGAAAGGGCGCGAUGCCAACGACAGGUUUGAUAGCCAGCGAAGCCUGGAAUCCGUCAGCAAAAGCGAACAGAUCGAACCCCCUGAGGAAGUCCUUUCCAUGCCUGGCGGCUUUGAGCCCGAAGAACUAUUCGAAACCCCAAAGGAACCGAGCGAUCCGACCACAACGCAAGGAGAUCGCUCUUUCUCGGUAGUAUCAGCACCCGAAGCAAGAGACGAUAUGGUUUCAACCACCCAAGACAAUUCCGACCAGAGCGGCAGUGACUUUGAAGGGAAUGACGAAAUUAGUGCAUCUGCGGUCGGGAGUGAAGCAGUUGAAGGAAAGAAGAAGCGACGGAAGAGGCGUUCCAAGCGCAAAAGUGACAAUUCUGAAGAAGCGGUUUCCAGCACCUCUUCGCCCGCCAGAUCUGGAGAGGCCAGCGACAAGCGCAGGAGCACGGAUGAGAAGUCCAAAGAGACCAGAUCCGGCGGUUACUUGAGCAAUCUUUUCGGAUCCAGAAUUUCCGAACCGGUGGAAGUGCAAAGGGCAUCCUCUUCUGAUAGGCGCUCCUCCCGUGAAGUCCAAUCAGAGGUUGGUCCUCGACGGAGGGAGAAGUCUUCCAGGCGACGCAGCUCCAACCGAGGGGACGCCCUGGAUGACGAAACCAGCGCAGUUGAGGACAAGGAGAACAUUAACGUUGAGCAUUAUAAGUCUAGCCGGCAACGAAGGGAAGAAAGACGGCGACAGAGAUACGAGGACAUGAUGGAUUCGGGUAAACCCUCGGAGUAUGAGAAGGUAUAGUGCUUGGCUGUCUUUCCCGUUACUUGUAAAUCUUUUUUUGGUUUUUGCCCAGGCUAUUCCCAUAUCUGCUUGAGAGGUUUCGUACCGUGCAUAUACUAAGGGUUUCAUUCUUUCUUUCCCAUGUAUAGGAACGGGAGCAAUUGCAGGACG